Molecule: messenger RNA, 10351 nt
Organism: Anoplopoma fimbria (sablefish)
Lineage: Eukaryota; Metazoa; Chordata; Actinopteri; Perciformes; Anoplopomatidae
Product: nucleosome-remodeling factor subunit BPTF-like
Biological process (GO): regulation of transcription by RNA polymerase II
Cellular component (GO): NURF complex
Molecular function (GO): RNA polymerase II cis-regulatory region sequence-specific DNA binding
Source: RefSeq, a predicted model, not a curated record
UCAGAGAGGCAGAGAAGAAGAAAGAUGGCGGCUCUAGGCGAACCCGAGCGGGACGCCGGGGUAACGUUUUGAGCUUUCCGACCCGAAAACACGUCAGGGUUCUGCCGGGUUUCUGCACCGUCCGAACCCCCGCCGGUCCAGCUUUGAACGUUGGCUGUUUUCACUCGUAUCCGUGUCGGUUAAAUCAACGCAAACAUCGGGAUUGUAACAUAAUAGAGUUCGGUUAACAUGAGAGGGAAAAGGGGCAGGCCGCCCAAACCGCUACAAGCAGAGGCCCGAGGGUUGAGACCGAGGAGGAACCUGAAGCCCCGGUUCAGGGACAGCGGGGACGAGGACGUGGAGAGCCCCACAAGGGAGCCCACCAAGGCGGCGAAGAAGAGGAAAGCGGGAUCUGUCACGUCAACGCGGGGCAGGGGACGAGGGAGAGGUGGAGGAGGAGGAGGAGGAGGUGGAGGCAGAGGAAGGGGCCGUGGAGGGAAGCGGACCACUGCGUCCAAAACAGUGGUGUACGACGACCACGAAAGCGACGAGGAGGACGACGCAGUCAGCCUGAGGUCGGAGGAGGACGAGUUUGUUGAGGAGGAACCUCCAUCCGAGGAGGACGAGGCCCUGAAAGAGGAGUCGGACUGUCUUGAUGAGGAGGAGGAGGAGGAGGAGGUGGCGGAUGAUGCCAGCUACUGUACGGAGAGUAGCUUUCGGAGUCAGAGCACACACGCCAGCACUCCGGGUAGGAAAAAAGGACGGGCUCCCCGACCUCGCACUCCCAUCUUCGAGGAGAAGGAGAUCCCUCCUCUUGAGCUUCCUGACACCUCCGAGGAUCUCCUGGUGCCUAGCGAGGAGCUGCUCAACGCCGCCUCCAUCUACGAGGUGCUGCGCAACUUCAGCACGGUGCUGCGCCUCUCCCCCUUCCGCUUUGAGGACUUCUGUGCAGCACUGGUCGGCCAGGAGCAGUGUACUUUAAUAGCAGAGACCCAUAACGCCCUGUUGAAGGUCAUCCUACGUGAGGAGGACACUUCGAACACAACCUUUGGCCCCGCUGACCUCAAGGACAGCGUGAACUCUACUCUGUACUUUAUCGACGGCAUGACAUGGCCCGAGGUGUUGCGGGCGUACUGUGAGAGCGACAGGGAGUACCACCAUGUCCUGCCGUAUCAGGAGGUGGACGAGUAUCCCUACGGUCCACUCGAAAGUAAGAUCAAGGUGCUGCAGUUUUUGGUGGACCAGUUUCUAACCACCAACAUAGCCCGCGAGGAGCUGAUGUCCGACGGCAGCAUGCAGUACGACGACCACUGCCGCGUGUGUCACCGGCUGGGCGACCUGCUGUGCUGUGAGACCUGCUUUGCAGUCUACCACCUGGAGUGUGUGAAACCCCCACUGGAGGAGGUUCCUGAGGACGAGUGGCAAUGUGAGAUCUGUGUGGCGCACAAGGUGCCGGGUGUCACAGACAGUGUGAUGGAGGUGCAGAAGAACAGGCCCUACAUCCGCCAGGAGCCAAUCGGAUACGACCGCCACCAGAGGAAGUACUGGUUCCUAAACCGACGGAUUAUUGUCGAGGUGGACGCGGAGCACGAGAAGAAAAAUAUCUGGUACUACAGCACCAAGGCGCAGAUGGAGGAGCUCAUGGACUGCCUGGAUCGGCAGUACUGGGAGAUGGACCUCCAUGCCACCCUGGAGGAGAUGAAGGAGGAGGUGCUUGCCCACAUGGCCAUCACGGAAGACCUCACCAACAAAGCCCGCGGAAACAAUAGAUCCUACCUCUCUGCUGCCAACGAUGUAGUCAUGGAACACAUGAAGGUCCGGCGGGAGGCACAGGAAGCAAAGAGGCGAGCAGAGGACCCAAAGCAGGAAGCAGAAACGGGCUCUGUUAAGACAGCGGAGGACACCGUUACCUCGAUGCUCGACAACGGCGAGCACAAAGACUCCGAGGCCAAGGAAGAUGCUAGUUCACAAGCAGCCACGGUUCACCCUGCUGCAGAGGAGAGCUGCAUGUCUGACCCUAGCUCCUGCUCGGUCGCCACGGAUGCAGCCGUGCCUAAAACGGAGUCCCUCGAAACCAACAGGGAAACGCAGCCCGCUCACUCUGAGAGCCAGGAGAGUGGGGAGUCCCCUCCAGUGGCAAAGCAGGAAAGGACAGACGAAGGUGUGAAAGCCGAGUCCAGCAGUGAGGACAAACGCCCUGACAUCUCCAAAGAUCAGCCCCAGCCGCGGUCAUCUCAACCAGAGGAGAGCAGUGGCAGCAGCCAGGUUUCAGGCCUCCAGAAACCAGAGCACCCCGACCUGGCUGAUCCGUCCUCCCAGUCCUCUUUCACCAGCCAGGAUGGGACAGACGAGUAUGUAAACAGGGUCAAGAGCGAUAAUGGGAGACCGGCAAGACAGGAAUCGAAUAACCGAACGACCAGAGGCAGCAAAGAGUCAUCUCCUGUACGCUUCGACGGCGAGUCUUCGCGUCUCAGCUUCUUGAAAAGGGAACUGACGGUGAACUUGAACAACUUGUUCAAACUGGGUCAGGAGGGUAAAUACAGGGUCUACCACAACCAGUACAGCACCAACGUCCUGGCCCUGAACAAACACCAGCACCGCGAGGACCACGACAAGAGACGCCACCUCUCCCACAAGUUCAGCCUGACCACCGCGGCCGAGUUCAAGUGGAAUGGCUCCAUCUACGGUUCACGGAGCCUGACUGUCUCCACCCUGCGGCUCACCAUCAUCCAGCUGGAGACCAAUGUUCCUGGACCAUUUAUGCAUCCGAACUGGGCAUCGCACAGGACCAACUGGAACAAAGCAGUGCAGAUGUGCAGCAAGGCCAGGGAAUUUGCUCUUGCCUUGGCCAUACUGGAGUGUGCCAUCAAACCAGUGGUCAUGCUGCCUGUAUGGAAAGAUUCUCUUGGACACACAAGGCUACAUCGUAUGACCUCCAUGGAGCGGGAGGACAAGGAGAAGGUGAAAAAGCGUGAGAAAAAGCUGGAGGAUGAGGAGACACUCCAACAGGCCACCUGGGUGAAGUACACCAUCCCCAUUAAGCACCAGGUGUGGAAGCAGAAAGGGGAGGAGUACAGAGUGACAGGAUAUGGUGGCUGGAGUUGGGUCAGCAAGACUCAUGUGCCGCGGUUUGUCCCAAAGCUACCAGGGAACACAAAUGUAAACUACCGCAAAGAGCUUGAGGCUAAAAUGAGGAAGGAAAAUGCAGCAGCUCGCACUAAUAAGCAGAAAAAGUUGAUGGAAACUGAGAAGCAGACAACUCAGAACCCACCGCACGGGGACAUUGAACAAGCAUCCAUCACUGAGUCUUCUCAGAGCACUUCAUCAGAGGAAGACUGCAAACCCCAGACCCCAAAAGAGGAAGACAAACCCACGGAAGAGGAGCUGCCAAAGACGGUAGAAGAAAAGAGUGAAAAUGAAAAAAUGGAGAUUGACCCCUGCUCAGAAACUGCUGUUUCAAGUGGCGAGAAAGAUAAAGCUGAGAACAAAGACUCUUCCUCGCCCUCUGAGUCGCCUGUGAGGGAAGAACCAAUUCAGAAAGUUGAACAACCCAAGAGUGAGGAGACCACUGCAUCAAAGACCUACUAUGAUGUUGUGAAUGUCAGCGAGGGCUUCCAGCUGCGGACAGCUUAUAAGAAGAAAGUAAAGCCUUCCAAACUGGAUGGGCUUUUGGAGCGGCGGGUAAAACAGUUCACCUUGGAGGAGAAGCAGAGGCUUGAGCGAAUGAGACAGGCGGCACUGCUUUCCAAAACGGCUGCCACAAAGCCUACAUCCGCGUUUAAGACAGAAGGAUCCACAUUAGGGAAACAGCCGCCUGCUGUGACCCCCUGUGUAAAGAAAGAGAAGGAGGAGGGCCCUCAAGUGAAAGACCAGGUGGUUAAAAAGCUGAACUUUGAGCAGGAGCAAACGCAGAUAAAGGCCGACAUGGAUGUCAAAUCGGAAACCACAGAACCUAACCACAGCAAACAGCCGGAGGUAAAUGCUGUGCAGGGGAACUGCGGGGAGGCCUUAGCUCACAAAGAAGUGAACGGAGGAACCCUGUCAAGCACGGUGCCUGACAGUACAAACAAUUGUAUAUCAGGUGCAAUAGAAAGCAAAGAAAAAACACAGAAGCUAGAGGUUGCUCGAGUGGGAGAGAAUGCUAAGAAACGUGGAUAUGAGGAAAUGGAGCAAAGCUGUGGACAGAGCAUGGAGGUAGACCAAAGCAAGACCAGUCCUGUGCAGGUCAAUGGGAAAACUGGGGUUACCGACCCUGCAGACUUAAACACCAACUCAGACCCAGACAGUCGUGACCAAGGGGAUGUCAAGGAGCCUGUCAAGUCUCUGAUGAAUGGAAACCUCUCGCAAAAUGAUGUCACAGACUUGUGUCACCCACCUCCCCUGAAAGUCCUGAAAUUAGAGAACCAUGUGGCAGAGAAAGGAGAUUCUCUCAAUAAGACUGUGGAUGUGGCCAUGGAUAGUGACGGGACAGUGCCUGCUAAGCUUCUAUCUUCAAGCCCUUCUUGCCUGAAUAGUAAUAGUGUCGACAGUAACAGCAGUAGCAAAGGUUUGCCGUCCUCAGCUGAUACCACCACAGAGUCCCAAAAUGUCCCAUCAACUGACCUGUCCAGCAAGAUCAUUAAGUCUGAUGUGACAACUCAAGCAGUAAGCAGCGCAGUCUCCUCUGCAACCACCACCAUCACCACCAACCAGCCCAGCUCCAGGGCAACUGGCCCUCAGAGGACUAGACUUCCAAUAGCCGACACCAAGACGGGCCCUUCAACCAGCUCCAUGACGAUUAGUAAAGAGUAUUCCACCAAAGACCGGGUCAGCCUUCUCAGGUUCUCCAAAUCCAGGAAGGCCCGCUCGGGGACUGCCCUGCCGUCCUACCGCAAGUUUGUCACCAAGAGCAGCAAGAAGAGCAUCUUCAUCCUGCCGAAUGACGACCUGAAGAGAAUGGCGAGGAGGGCCGGCAUCAGAGAGGUGCCCAUCUUCAACUACAACGCCAAGCCGGCCCUGGAUAUAUGGCCCUACCCCUCACCUCGUCCCACUUUUGGUAUCACCUGGAGGUACCGUCUCCAGACUGUGAGGUCGCUGGCUGGGGUCAGCCUGAUGCUGAGGCUGCUGUGGGCCUGCCUGAGGUGGGACGACAUGGCUGUUAAGCCGUCUGCUGCUGUAGGGACGACACGGAAAGAAACAACGGAGACAGACAUCACCACGACAGAGAUCAUAAAACGGAGAGACGUGGGGCCUUACGGCAUCCGCUCAGAGUACUGCAUCAGGAAGAUCAUCUGUCCCCUCGGAAACAGAGACACUCCCAAAGAAACGCCCACUCCACAGAGGAAAGGCCUGCGCUCAAGCGCCUUGAGGCCAAAGAAGCACGAGCCGGCCAAGCUGACUGGGCCUGUAGCUGUGGAGACAUGGGUGGCUGAAGAGGACCUGGAGCUGUGGGAGAUCAGGGCGUUUUCUGAAAGAUUGGAGAGGGAAAAGUCCCAGGGUAUUGAUUCCUCCAAGACUGGCAGCAGUCUGAAGACAGCAGAGGAAGUCAAGGCCCAUUUGGAAAAUCAGCUGAAGCAGGCCAGACUUGCUGCCCAGCAGAAACGUCUGGAGCAGCAGAGGCCGGGUACACCCUCCAACACUCCCACGACAACCACCACCACCUCGGCCAGUACUCCCAGCACCCCAGCUUUCAUGGUCCAGAGGACAGGUCAGGUCACAUCUGGAGCUAAGAUGGUCCUGGCCUCCAAACUGGGCUCUCCUGUUUCCUUCCAGCAAGACAAAAACUUCCAUCAGUCUUUUGCUUCCUGGGUCAAGCAGGGUCAGACCAACAACACCUCAGGUGUAGUCCAGCAGAAAGUCCUGGGCAUUUUCCCAUCUGGGCCCCCUGCAAACCUUAGGACGUACAGCACACUACACCCUACGACUGGCAACAUCAACCUCAGAGCCAGCACCUCCUCAACCACACAGCAGGUCGUCACAACAGGAGGCCAAAUGGGGCAUGUUUCAACGAUGAGCCAGUCACAGACCCAGUCUACCUCUGUGGGCAUAGCGAUGGCCAAAGUUCCAGCCUUGGCUCAGCAAGGCCAACCUCAGCCGUCUGUGACACAGAUGGGUCCUGCUUCUACACCUGUGCAGACGACUGCUGCUCAGAGGGCAGCUGGUCCUGCAACAACACCUCAUGCAGCGACCACAGCACCUGGACAGUCACCUGUAGCUUCCUCCCAGACAAACAGACCACAGCAGGGUCAAGUUAAACUCACCAUGGCACAGCUCAUGCAGCUCACACAGGGUGCUCAGGGUGGAAACCCAGGUCUGACGGUGGUGAUCCAGGGUCAGGGCCAGACCCAGGGACAGCUGCAAAUCAUCCCACAGGGUGUAACAGUCAUCCCCGUUCCUGGUCAGCAGCUAAUGCAGGCAGCCAUGCCCAACGGCCAAGUCCAGCGCUUCCUCUUCACUCCCAUCCCCCCAUCCUCGUCAGCUGCAAUUUCAGCACCCACACAGACACCUCAAGCCCAAAUGUCAACACCAUCUCAAGCCAGAAUCCCCGCGCAGGUCCAGACGACUCCCUCGGCCCUGGCCCAAACCCAAAUGGCAGCCCCUCUACCCACCAUAACACAUAUGCCGAGCUUGGCGCCAACGGUUCCUGUGCAAACCCAAGUUGCAGCCGCUACUACCCCGUUAUCAGUCCCUGCACAACCUCAAGUAUCCACUCCUGUGCCGGCCCUGCCUCACGUUGCAGCGCAGGCCUCAAAACAGGUUUUAUCCUCCACACCAGUCUCUGUCCCCGCACAACCCCAAGUGGCAAGAUCUGUGCCUUCCCCGGCACAAAAUGCCGGCCCGGCUAUGUCCCAGACAGUCUUUGCCUCAGCCUCAACCCCUGUUCAAACCCAAAUCUCCACCCUCACCCCGGGCUCAUUCCCUACACAAACCCAAACUGCAGUGUCGCUGCCUGUCCCGGGACAUAUCGCACCUCAGGCCCAGAUCCAGACUCAUGUCUUCAGCCAUGCCCCCGCUUUAGCCCCGCUUUCAGUCAAGUCCGCCACCCAAGUUGCCGCUACAGCGCCCGCUUCUCACUCUCUUCCCUCGCCUGUCCAAGUUCCAACCCCAGCCCUCGCUCCCGUCUCUGCUCCCGUGGUAGCCGUUGUGUCCAGCCACAUCGCCGUCCCAUCCCCAGCCAAAGCUCUCACCCAUAUCCAGGCCACAGCUCCUGUUCCCCUUCAUGCCGCUGUGGCCAACGCUGUUGUCACACCAGUCACCGCCACUUCAACAACACCCUCAGUGCCAGCUCUGACAGAGCAGAGGGCAGGUCAUCCCCAGGUUUGGACUCCGGCCUUAUCUCAAGCUCGGACCCCUGUUCAGCCAGCCCAGCAGGCUGCAGCUCCAGCGCAGACACCCGGCAUGGCCACUGUACCCGCCUCUGCAUCAGUCUCCAUGCAUUCAUCACCUGUGACCCCUCUGCCUCAAGCAGCUCUUCUUCCUCAAGCUCAAGGACUCAUCCAGCACCCUACUGUUGUAUCCGUGCAGCAGGUGUCUCAAAUCCCAGUCUCAGCAGUGCAGGUUCACAUGGGUUUACCAGUCUCUUCUGUUGUUACUACGGUCAGACCCCCACAGCCUCAGCUCCAGCCCCAAACCCUUGCUCAACUUCAACCCCAGCGUCAAGCCCAGAUCCGUGCGCAGAUUCAGGUCCAACCCUUUGGCCAAGUCCAACAAAUGCAACACAUUCAGGCUCAACCCCAUCUCCAGGCGCAAGCCCAAAGCCACCCCCAAGUCCGGGUUCAGUUUCAGCCACAAACUCAGCAACCACCCCAAGCCCAAGUACAGCCCCUUGCUCAAACUCAACCUCAGGUGCAGUUUCAGUCCCAAACCCAAAAUCAAACCUUGCCCCAGGUUCAGGCCCAGCUCCAAACACGGGUCCAGCCUCAGUACCACCCCCAGGUACAGGCUUCAUUUCAAACCCAACCCCAGGCUACCCAACAGCCCCAGGUCCAAUCUCAACCCCAGGUUCAGUCUCAGGCCCAAACUCAGCUACAGCCCCAGAUCCAAACCCAACUCCAUCCCCAGGUUCAGGUCCAGUUCCAGCAACAGAGCCAGGUUCACCCACAACCACAAACCUUGCAGCAACCCCAGGUUCAAACUCAAGCUCAAACCCAGCCCCAGUUUCAAGUCCAGUCACCGCAGCAGACCCAGGUCCAGCAACAGCUUCAGGUCCAAGCCCAACCCCAAGUCCAAGCUAAGCUCCAAGUCCAGUUCCAGCCUCAGAACCAAACUCAAGUUCAAGGGCAGCCUCAGCUUCAGGUCCAGUCCCCUAUCAGGCAUCAGCUCAUCACCGUUCCAGGUCUCCAACAGCCUGUCCAGCUUCUCUCAGCUCUGCCACCCCAUGUCGCUGCUCAGAUCCAAGCCCAGAUCCAGGCACAGCAGCAGGGCGGCACGGUUCCCCAGCAGAUCAAACUGCAGCUGCCCAUCCAGAUCCAGCAAACAGGGGGGCAAAUCCAGGCCCACCAAAUCCAGAACAUGGUGACCAUACAGGCACCAGCGAGUGUCCAGGAGCAGCUCCAGAGAAUACAGCAGCAGCAGCAACAGCAGCAACAACAACAAAACAAACAACAGCAACAACAACAACAACAGCAGCAGCAGCAACAACAACAGCAACAACCACAACCACAGCAGCCACAGCAACAAAAACCAAAGAAGAAGAAACAACAGGAGGUUAAAAAGGAACCGAAAGAGCAGAAUCUGCAGGCCGUUAGCCCCGGGGAUGGUAUCCAAAAGCAGGUGGUUGUGAAGCAGAACGCUACAGCGGAACAGCUGAAACAGAGGAAGACCCUGGCUGCAGCUGAGAGAGAGGAGAACCAGAGAAUGAUCGUGUGCAACCAGGUGAUGAAGUUCAUCCUCGACAAGAUCGAGAAGGACGAGAAGCAGGCGGCCAAGAAGAGGAAGAAGGAGGAGGUGGUGGAGCAGAAACGCUCCAAACAGAACGCCUCAAAGCUGACUGCGCUGCUGUACAAGCACAAGGAGCAACUGAAGGCGGAGAUCCUGAAGAAGAGGGCCCUGCUAGACAAGGAGCUGCAGCUGCAAGUACAGGAGGAGCUGAGGCGGGACAUAGCCCGGCUACAAAAAGAAAAGGAGAAAGCCAGAGCUGCCAUCACUCAGGCGGCUGCAGCGACAGUCAAGGCGGCUUCUUCUCACUCCUCCCAUCCCUCCCACUCCACACAUUCCUCUCACAGUACCCUCACAGCGACCUCGCCGUCAUCAUCCCAUAAACGCAAGAGGGAAGAGGAGAGGGACAAAGACAGAAGCAAAGACAGGGACAGGCACCACGACAAGGACAAGCAUCACGACAAGGACAAGAAGCGGGACAGGGACAAGGAGCGAGACAGAUGUAGAGAGAGAGACAAAGACAAAGACAAGGACAAGGACAAAGACAGAGAUGUGGAUCGAGAGACGGAGAAGGAGCGGGACAGACAUCGGGACAGAGAAAAGGACAAAGACAGGGACAGAGACAAGGACGGAGAUUCAAGCUCAUCCAAACACAAGAAGAAGAAGAAGCUGUCUUCUACCUCAAAGGAUCAUAAGAAGGACAACAAAUUGUACUGUAUCUGCAAAACGGCCUACGACGAGUCGAAGUUUUACAUCGGGUGCGACCUUUGCUCCAACUGGUUCCACGGCGCAUGCGUCGGCAUCACAGAGAAAGAGGCCAAGAAGUUGGAGGACUUUGUGUGCAACGACUGCAAACGUGGUCAGGAGGGAGCCAGCAACGAGGAGCUGUACUGCAUCUGCCGGACGCCAUAUGACGAAUCACAAUUCUACAUAGGCUGCGACCGCUGCCAGAACUGGUACCACGGCCGCUGCGUGGGCAUCCUGCAGAGUGAGGCCAAUCACAUCGAUGUGUACGUCUGCCCGCAGUGUCAGUCGACGGAAGACGCCAUGACAGUCCUCACGCCGCUCACGGACAAAGACAAUGAGGGGUUGAAAAGAAUAUUGCGCUCGUUACAGUCUCACAAAAUGGCAUGGCCUUUCCUCGAACCGGUGGAUCCCCACGACGCCCCUGAUUAUUAUCGCGUAAUCAAGGAGCCAAUGGACUUUUCCACGAUGGAAACCCGCUUGCAAAAGCGACAUUACCACAAGCUCACCGAGUUCGUGGCCGACGUGACCAAAAUCUUCGAUAACUGUCGCUAUUACAACCCCAACGACACACCCUUCUUUCAGUGCGCCGAGGUGCUCGAAGCCUUCUUUGUACAGAAGCUCAAAGGUUUCAAAGCGAGCAGAUUGUCAGAUUCUUAGGUGGGCCAGUCUAGCUGGAGUCUGGACUGGAUGCUGGGGUCUCUAGUAAUAAUGACAUGGGAACUUUCUAUUUCCAGAACAGCAAAAAAAAAAAAAAAAAAAAAAAAUCUGU